AAGAGCCACAGAGAAUGGAUCUGAGAGAAGCAAGCUCUUCACUAGAUACACUCGUCUCCUCGUUCAACGCUCGCAUAAUGGAGCUCCAGGAGCUCGUCCUGGCACGCAACAUGCCUUCCACCAGCAUGCCCGAUCUCACUGCCAUGGAUUCAACCCUAACCGCGAUGGAGUCUCAAAUUCAAGCAAUCAAGAACCGGUUACAAGAGGAAAGAAGUGCGAUCCCCAAAGCCAAGAAGCUCAUCCAGCAAUCUCUGCACCAGCAAAAGAAGCUGCAUCACAUGCUCGCGAAUAUGCCAUCCGGGAUGCGCGAAAACGUGGAGUUGUCAGAUUUCGGUGUUAAUGCUAGUUUUAAUCUAAACUUGAUAAGCCAGAAUACCCUUACCGAAACUUCCAUAUCCAAAGAUGAGAUUGUUCUUGUUCCCAAGGAGAAAAAGGGUCGUCGUCCUGCACCACGUUGGUAUGUAACUGCUUUAGAGCUUGAUUCCUUAUCAACUUACAUGCGGGGCAGGCUGACUUUAGACAAGAUAAAUAUCGCUGUAAAUGAGAUGGCUGCACAUGCAGAUGCCAAUUCCCAACUUAUUGCACGAGAUAGGAAGAAGCUAUCAGAUACUGAAUGGGAUAGGGCUUUGGAAUUAAGAGAUAUUACAAUGUCACCAGAAGUGAAAGGCAAACACUUCCUCCUUGAAUCAGAUAUAAAAGGGCCAGGAUUGAAACUUGACAACACAGGGAAAGCCACCUUAACUGUACUUCGCCAUCUUGGUCGUAUUCAAGAAUUUCGGAUUGGUUUCCAUCGAAUAAUGACACUUUUGGAACCUCAGUGAUGUUUUUGCUCGUCUCUAGGAAGGCACCAAAGCCUUGAGGUAGGUGGAAGCCUUUUAACCCCUUUGUUUGCUAUCCUGUUUGUCCUUCGUGUUGUUUUUACCUAAGUCAUGUUUUCCAUUAAUAACCAUUUUAAGCCUA
This is a messenger RNA of Dendrobium catenatum, 960 nucleotides long. Its product is annotated as spindle and kinetochore-associated protein 1 homolog. The transcript is spliced from 9 exons. The record is from RefSeq and is a predicted model, not a curated record. Gene Ontology annotation, cellular component: spindle microtubule; mitotic spindle; outer kinetochore. Lineage: Eukaryota; Viridiplantae; Streptophyta; Magnoliopsida; Asparagales; Orchidaceae. Gene Ontology annotation, biological process: cell division; regulation of microtubule polymerization or depolymerization; mitotic cell cycle. Bases 15 to 821 code for a protein of 268 amino acids. Gene Ontology annotation, molecular function: microtubule binding.